GAAAAGGAGGGAAGACAAUGGUGCAGAAAAAGAAAAGCUGUCCUCGGUUACUGGAUUAUCUUGUGAUAAUUGGAGCCAGGCAACCAAGCAGUGAUAGUGUGGCACAGACACCUGAACUACUACGCCGUUAUCCUCUAGAAGAUCACACUGAUUUUCCUCUUCCUCCUGAUGUAGUGUUCUUUUGCCAGCCAGAGGGAUGUUUGAGUGUGAGGCAGAAGCGCAUGAGCCUGCGAGAUGAUACUUCAUUUGUUUUCACGCUCACAGACAAAGAUAAAGGUGUCAUUCGCUAUGGGAUAUGUGUCAACUUCUACCGCUCCUUCCAGAAGCGUGUGCCCAAGGAGAAGGGGGAAAGCAGUGGAGGACAUCGUAUUCGAGAUGGGCAGAAAGCCCCCAAGUCUGGAGAUACUUCCACUGCCCAAGAAGAGAUGGCUAAUGAGAGUUCAGAGAGUGGUGGUUCUCUGCAGCCACCAAGCACAGAGUCCACCCCAGAUGUCAAUCGGUCGCCUCGGAGUAAACAUCCAGCAAAAGGCACUCACCGUUCUCGUAACAGCACCCUAACCUCACUUUGCAUACUUAGUCACUAUCCUUUUUUCUCUACCUUCCGUGAAUGUCUAUAUACCUUGAAGAGGCUGGUAGACUAUUGCAGUGAGAGACUCUUGGGAAAGAAGCUGGGCAUCCCUCGAGGAGUGCAGAGGGAUACUAUGUGGCGGAUUUUCACAGGCUCUCUUCUAGUGGAGGAGAAAUCCAGUGCAUUGCUACAUGAUUUGCGUGAAAUUGAAGCCUGGAUUUACAGACUGCUUCGCUCUCCUGUGCCUGUUGCUGGCCAGAAGCGUGUGGAUGUGGAAGUCUUACCACAUGAAUUGCAGCCUGCCUUGACUUUUGCCCUCCCUGACCCAUCCCGUUUCUCCCUGGUGGAUUUCCCAUUGCAUCUGCCCCUGGAGCUGUUAGGGGUGGAUGCUUGUUUGCAGGUGCUGUCCUGCAUUCUGUUAGAACACAAGGUAGUGCUACAGUCCCGGGACUAUAAUGCACUCUCCAUGUCUGUGAUGGCAUUUGUGUCUAUGAUUUACCCACUGGAGUACAUGUUCCCAGUGAUUCCACUUCUUCCCACAUGCAUGGCUUCUGCAGAGCAGCUACUUCUGGCCCCAACACCUUAUAUAAUUGGAGUCGCAGCCAGCUUCUUCCUUUACAAACUAGAUUUUAAAAUCCCUGAUGAUGUGUGGCUUGUUGAUCUGGACACCAAUAAGGUGAUUGCACCUACAAAUGCAGAAUCAUUGCCUGUUUUACCAGAGCCAGAAGCUUCAGAACUAAAAAAACACUUGAAGCAGGCUUUGGCCAGCAUGAGUUUGAAUACCCAGCCCAUUCUUAACUUAGAGAAGUUUCAUGAAAGCCAGGAGAUCCCACUGCUUAUGGGAAGACCUCAGAAUGACCUGCAAUCCACACCUUCUACAGAAUUCAACCCCUUGAUUUAUGGCAAUGAUGUAGAUUCAGUGGAUGUGGCCACUAGGGUUGCCAUGGUGAGAUUCUUCAAUUCUCCAAAUGUUUUACAAGGAUUCCAGAUGCAUACCCGCACGCUUCGUCUCUUCCCCCGGCCAGUGGUUGCUUUUCAGACUAAUUCCUUCUUGGCCUCACGACCAAAGCGGACACCCUUUGCAGAUAAAUUGUCCAAGACGCAGGCAGUGGAAUACUUUGGAGAAUGGUCACUCAACCCAACUAAUUAUGCUUUCCAAAGAAUCCACAAUAAUAUGUUUGACCCUGCUCUGAUUGGUGAUAAGCCAAAGUGGUAUGCUCACCAACUGCAGCCAAUCCAUUAUCGUGUCUAUGACAGCAAUUCUCAGCUAGCUGAAGCACUGAGUGUCCCAGUAGAGAGAGAAACAGAUUCUGAUCCUACUGACGAUAGUGGCAGCGACAGUGUGGACUAUGAUGAUUCCAGCUCUUCAUACUCAUCCCUUGGUGACUUUGUUAGUGAAAUGAUGAAAUGUGACAUAAAUGGUGAUACUCCAAAUGUGGAUCCACUAACUCAUGCAGCUUUGGGUGAUGCAAGUGAAGUAGAAUUUGAUGACUUCCAAGAAUAUUCUGGUGAUAUGGAUGAACAAGCUCCAGACAGUGAGAAUUCUCAAGACAACAACCAGCCCCGUUCAAGUUCAAGCACUACAGCCAGUAGUAGCCCCAGCACCGUCAUCCAUGGGGUGAAUCAUGAAUCAGCUGAAUCUGUAGAUAUGGAGGAGAAGAUGGUAGCUGGAUUUUCAAAUCACCUUUCCAACUUGCCAUUACAACCAAAUUUUCCCAAGAUCAGUGUAGAUCGUCGUGAGAGUGAGAGUCCUGCAAUCAGUUUGAGUACUGUGGAUGGAGUGGUGAAAAAACGAGAGUAUGAUAAUCCAUACUUUGAACCACAGUAUGGGUUCCCAACAGAGGAAGAAGAUGAUGAACAAGAAGAAAGUUACACUCCAAGGUUCAAUCAAAACCUCAGUUGCAGUCGGCCUCAGACGCUUCUUCGUCCCAACAGCUUAAAGCUGGGCAAUGACUCUGAUGCAGAAUCGGAUUCUCAUGCCAGUUCCCCAAAUUCUACAAUCUCCAACAAUAGCAGUGAAGGUUUUGGUGGCAUCAUGUCUUUUGCUAGUAGCCUAUACAAGAACCACAGCACAAGCUUUAGCCUGUCCAAUUUAGCACUUCCAACCAAAGCUGGGAGAGACAAAAACACUCCAUUUCCUAGUCUGAAAGGAAACAGAAGAGCUCUUGUGGACCAGAAAUCUUCUGUUAUAAAGCACAGUCCCACUGUGAAGAGGGAAUCUCCUUCACCACAAGGACGGACUAGUAAUUCCAGUGAGAACCAGCAGUUCUUAAAAGAGGUGGUGCAUAAUGUCCUAGAUGGGCAAGGAGUUGGUUGGCUGAACAUGAAGAGAGUCCGACGUCUGUUGGAGAGUGAACAACUCCGUGUCUUCGUAUUAAGCAAGCUCAAUCGUACCAUCCAGUCAGAGGAGGAUGCACGACAGGAUGUUGUCCCGGAUGUGGAAAUCAACCGCAAGGUUUAUAAAGGGAUGUUGGACUUGCUGAAAUGUACUGUGUCAAGCCUUGAGCAGUCAUAUGCAAAUGCUGGACUUGGGGGCAUGGCCAGUGUCUUUGGCCUACUGGAGAUAGCUUAUACUCACUACUAUAACAAAGAACCAGAGAAAAGGAAACGAAGCCCAACAGAUGGAGCAAUCACUCCGGUUGGCAAGGACCCUAUUUUAGUCGUGAGGGUGGAGCCGAAACCCAAGGUGCAGCUGCCAGUUCCCCAGCUCUUGCCAAGGGCACCAAGUCCUGCAGGGAAAGGGCCGAGGGAGUUUGACACAAGGAGUCUAAAGGAGGAAAAUUUUGUAGCUUCUAUUGGGUCAGAAGGUACAAAACAUUUUUUUGAUCUUGGAGAGACCGAGGAGAAGAAGUCACAAAUCAGUGCAGACAGUGGUGUGAGUCUAACCUCCACUUCUCAGAAGAGUGAUCUGGACUCUGUGGCCAGCGUGGGACCUGCUGUUAUGAUCCGAAGCACCAGCCAAGAUUCUGAAGUGAGCAACAGCUCUGGAGAGACACUAGGAGCAGACAGCGACUUAAGCAGCAAUGCUGGUGAUGGCCUUGGUGGGGAGAGUGGAGGAAAUCUGGCAGGAUCACGAGGCACUGUAUCAGACAGUGAGAUCGAGACAAACUCUGCUACUAGCUCUAUCUUUGGUAAAUCUCAUAGUUCGAAGCAAACAAUAAAAGAUAAUAAAUGCAGCAGUCCUGGGAGAGCUCCAGAGGAUUCAGGCCAACGAGUUUAUCUCUAUGAAGGCCUUCUGGGGAGGGAUAAAGGAUCUGUCUGGGACCAGUUAGAGGAUGCUGCCAUGGAAACCUUCUCUCUGAGUAAAGAACGCUCAACUCUCUGGGAUCAGAUGCAGUUUUGGGAAGAUGCUUUUCUGGAUGCUGUGAUGUUGGAGAGAGAAGGAAUGGGGAUGGACCAGGGACCUCAGGAAAUGAUUGAUAGGUAUCUUUCUCUUGGGGAACAUGACCGCAAACGUUUAGAAGAUGACGAAGAUCGCUUGCUGUCGACACUGUUACACAAUAUGAUCAUCUACAUGCUUAUGAUGAAGGUGAACAAAAAUGAUAUUAGGAAGAAGGUACGCCGAUUGAUGGGGAAAUCUCACAUUGGGCUUGUGCAUAGUCAGCAAAUAAAUGAAGCUCUUGACAAACUUCCCAAUAUAAUUGGCAGGGAACUCCCAAUCCGACCCAGUGGCAGCAGACACAUCAAGAAGCAAACAUUUGUUGUACAUGCUGGGACAGAUACAACAGGGGACAUUUUUUUCAUGGAGGUAUGUGAUGACUGUAUUGUGCUGAGGAGCAACAUCGGCACUGUCUAUGAACGUUGGUGGUAUGAAAAACUCAUCAAUAUGACAUACUGUCCCAAAACUAAAGUGCUGUGUCUCUGGAGGAGAAAUGGCCAGGAGACCCAGCUGAAUAAGUUCUACACCAAAAAGUGCCGGGAACUAUAUUAUUGUGUAAAAGAUAGCAUGGAGCGAGCAGCAGCAAGACAACAAAGCAUAAAACCAGGCCCUGAACUGGGUGGAGAAUUCCCAGUGCAAGACAUGAAGACUGGCGAAGGAGGGCUACUCCAAGUCACACUGGAAGGAAUUAAUCUGAAAUUCAUGCACAAUCAGGUUUUCAUAGAGCUGAAUCACAUUAAAAAGUGCAAUACAGUGCGAGGAGUCUUUGUCCUGGAAGAAUUUGUUCCUGAAACUAAAGAAGUGGUGAUCCACAAGUACAAGACGCCAAUGGCUCAUGAGAUCUGCUACUCCGUAUUGUGUCUCUUCUCUUAUGUGGCUGCAGUUCGUGGAAAAGAGGCAGAAAGCAAAAGUAAACCACCUCGUCCGGUGUCCAGCUGAUCCUCAUCACUGGGAAAUACAGUGGCGUGUAAUACUUCCCAUUCUGUUCAUGUUACUGGAGCUCACAUAACCAUCUCUAAUGAAAACUUGCUUUAUUUAUUAAUCUGCAAGUUCCCUUAGAAGAAUCAGAUUUAACUGUUCCAUCCCGUACUGAGACUGCCCUUCCAUAGCAUUUUGGAGUGGUCAGCAUCCCUUCUAGAAGAGAAUAUGCUCUGCUCAUGCCAAUCCUUUGAAAUUUGCUUCUUCAACCAGCUCAUGUGAGGUUCCACUUUUUUAUUUUCAUGGGUACCAUUGUAACAUAUUUCUUGAGUCUUGGCUUUCAGGUUUUCUGUUAUGAGUACAAUGGAAAUGGCUCAGAGCAUUGCCCGAGUUAUAUUUGUUGCUGUUAUUUAAUGCUUUUGUUUAAGUCCUCCUUUUUUUCUUCCUUUGUACCUGUCCUGACAUGGAAGUCUCACUACAUGGCCCUUUUUGUCCUUCAAUUCCUUCCAUCUGUUCUUUGAGCAUCAAAGAAAAUACAUAUGCCUAUUUAAUCACUGCAUUUUCAGAGGAAUGGCUAGGAAUCAUGGAGCAGGAAGUAUUAGGAGAUACUUUAAAAACUGGCAUGCAUGUAUUGUACAUAUUCUUUUAAGUGGGCGAAUAAUAUUUUGCUAACAUUCCAGUUCAUUAGCAUAUGCUCAUAGUGGUAGCUAGAACUCUUCAUGGUAUAGCAUUGUGAGGAAAGACCAAAAAAAAAAAAAAAGCGAUAAAAAACCAAUAUUGUGCUAUUGGUUAAAUCAUAUUGGCAUACUCAUAUAAGGUCCAGUUGUCUGAAGUGCACUCUGUAGUACGAUGUCAGAAAUACAUCAGGCUGUGAAAACUGUUUUAAGGAUGCAGACGUUUGAGUCAAUAGCACUUAUCCUUGUUCCAAGUCUCCUUUUAGCCACUGCUUCUGUCAAACUGUACAGGUAUAUCAAAGAAUUUUGCAAAAACCAUGCUACUGUGCAAUGAAACCUCCCUUCCAGGUAAAGUACCCACUUGACCCUUUAUGUUUUAGUUGGCUGAAAAAUUAAUGUUCAAAAUGUGUUUUAUUUUUCAUGGACUUUCCUGGACUCUAAUGUUAAAAAAGCAUCAGGGUACAUAAAGGGAAAGGAUCCAUGGUAUGUAAUAAAUUGUAAAACAUUUAACAGAUAUCAGGGUAUGAUAUAAACUGAAAUAAAUGCUUGGCAACUGCCUUCAGAAAGUACUGGGCCCAUUUUCCAUGCAGCUUGGUCUGUGUGGCUAGUCAAUGGACUGUACUAAGCAUGAGUGGGGAGAUGUAAAUAUUUCAGUACCACAUCUAUUUAUAGAAAAGUGUACAGUUGUCUGAAUGUGAAAAUAAACUACCAUUAA
This is a messenger RNA of Gekko japonicus, 6254 nucleotides long. It is a transcript of the gene MADD, whose product is annotated as MAP kinase activating death domain. The transcript is spliced from 33 exons. Gene Ontology annotation, biological process: regulation of apoptotic process; regulation of Rab protein signal transduction. Lineage: Eukaryota; Metazoa; Chordata; Lepidosauria; Squamata; Gekkonidae. Gene Ontology annotation, molecular function: guanyl-nucleotide exchange factor activity. Bases 18 to 4886 code for a protein of 1622 amino acids. Gene Ontology annotation, cellular component: cytosol. The record is from RefSeq and is a predicted model, not a curated record.